AUGGAGAUGCGGAUGUUGAGGUGGACGAUAGGUGUAACGCUAAAAGAGAAAGUAUCCAACGACGCUGUGCGCUCCGUCUUCGGUGUCGUCCCGAUAACUGAGAAGAUGAAGGAGGCGCGACUGAGAUGGUUUGGUCACGUCUUGCGGCGAGAGGAAGAUUCUGUUGCCAAAACCGCUCUGAAGCUCGACGUUUCAGGAGUGAGGCCGCGCGGGAGGCCAAAAAUUCGCUGGUUAGACCGUGUGAAGCUGGAUAUGAUAGAUGCACGUUUGUGUACGGCUGAUGCAAUGGAUAGAACCAAAUGGAAGACAAGAAGCAGAAAAGCGGACCCUGCAACAACGCGGGACAAACGCUAG
Molecule: messenger RNA, 354 nt
Organism: Necator americanus (New World hookworm)
Lineage: Eukaryota; Metazoa; Nematoda; Chromadorea; Rhabditida; Ancylostomatidae
Exons: 1
Coding region: 1-354 (117 amino acids)
Source: RefSeq, a predicted model, not a curated record